Molecule: messenger RNA, 6556 nt
Organism: Hyaena hyaena (striped hyena)
Lineage: Eukaryota; Metazoa; Chordata; Mammalia; Carnivora; Hyaenidae
Gene: TICRR
Product: TOPBP1 interacting checkpoint and replication regulator
Exons: 22
Coding region: 61-5685 (1874 amino acids)
Biological process (GO): response to ionizing radiation; mitotic DNA replication checkpoint signaling; regulation of DNA-templated DNA replication initiation
Cellular component (GO): nucleus
Molecular function (GO): chromatin binding
Source: RefSeq, a predicted model, not a curated record
UGAGACCCGGGCCGAGAGGAGAGCUGCGCGGGCCCCAGCCGGAGCCCCGGAGCGGCCGGCAUGGCCUGCUGUCACAACGUCAUGCUGCUGCUGGACACCGCGGGCGGUGCCGCCGGCCGCAGCCCGGUCCGGCGGGCCGCCCUGCGCCUCCUCACUUACCUGAGCUGCCGAUUCGGCCUGGCCAGGGUCCGCUGGGCCUUCAAGUUCUUUGACUCCCAGGGGGCGCGGAGCCGGCCGUCCCGCGUGUCUGACUUCCGCGAGCUGGGGGCCCGCUCCUGGGAGGACUUCGAGGAGGAGCUGGACGCCGUGCUCGGGGACGGCGCCCACGGCGCCCACCUGCCGGGCCCGGCGCCCAGGGCCAGCCACACGCACGGCGCCCUGAUGGAGACGCUGCUAGACUACCAGUGGGACCGGCCCGAGAUCACGUCGCCCACCAAGCCGAUCCUGCGCAGCAGCGGGAGGAGACUGCUGGACGUGGAGAGCGAGGCCAAGGAGGCCGAGGCUGCGCUCGGCGGCUUCGCGAACGCCGUCUUCCUGCUGGCGCCCUGCCCGCAUUCGCAGCGGGAGCUGCUGCAGUUCGUGUGCGGGUGCGAGGCCCAGGCCCAGCGCCUGCCGCCGGCCCCGAAGCAGGUGAUGGACAAGUUGCUGCCCAAGCGAGUGCAGGAAGUCAUGAUCGCCCGAAAAAUCACCUUGUACUGGGUGGAUACCACCGAGUGGCCCAAGUUGUGGGAAUCGCCAGAUCACCUUGGGUACUGGACAUUGUGGCAACUGCUGCGCCUUGUAGGAGGCAGUAUCUUACCAUCCGAAACCUUCAGCCAGGAUUGUGCUAAGGCUGGGAAAAUACCACUUGGUGGUGAAAAAAAGCUGCCAAGUGAAUCUCCCCUCACCUCGUGGAUUUCAACUCUGCCAUCUGAUGCCACUUUAAACUGUUUGCUCUAUAAUUCUCCUGCGUACGAAGCCUCAUUUCCACGGAUGGAGGGGACAUUAUUUCUCCCUGUUGAAGGCAAAGAGGUUCAAGAAACAUGGACAGUCACCCUAGAGCCCUUGGUCAUGCAUCAAAGACAUUUUCAGAAACCAGUCCGAAUUUUCCUCAAAGGCACAGCGGCCCAGUGGGCUCUCCCAGCGAGUAGCAUUUUGGGCACCGACAGCUGGAUGCUGCGAAGUCCGGAGAACACCUCGACUCCGAGCACCUUCUUUCCGCAGCUGGUGAGCAGGCUGACGGCCGACGAGGCCCACCUGGUGGCCAGUGUGGACCCUGGUGAAGGCUGGCCCCCCAUCACGGGAGUUAUUUCCCCCCUCUCUACCAAUGCCACGGUUCUCACUGUGUUCCGCACCGAGGAGGCUGAAUUUCAAAGAGACUUUCUGCAAACAGUUGGGGUGGAGAGCCCCCAGGACACAGCUUUCCUUUUUUCUGAUGUUGUGGACGUUGUAUUGAGUCAGAUUCACAAGUCACUUGAGGACCCCGCCGCCUGUGCUGCUCGCGUUCCAGAAUGGGCCCAGCAGGAGCUUGGCCGCACCGGUCCCUGGAGCGCGGCCGUCGUGGAGAACUGGUUCCCCUGCUCCAACCUGACUGGUGCCAGUUCAAGUCUGAUGGAGUCCUUUUGGUUACUACAGGCUGCCUCAUCUAAUAAGGAAGAGUCUUCCAAAACCGAAAGUGAAUUAACGUGUUGCCUCUCUGAGCUCUACCAGAGAAAGUCUCGGGAAGAAUACACCACAUCUAAUGAGGAAGACCGCAGAAAGAAACGAGGGGUCCCUCGCACUCCCGUGAGGCAGAAGAUGAACACCAUGUGCCGUUCCUUAAAGAUGCUGAAUGUCGCAAGGCUGAACGUGAAGGCUCAGAAGUCGUGUCCAGAUGGCAGUCCGGAUGCAGCCGGGGAGAAGGGGAUCCCAAGGACAGCCGGUGGCAGAGUAGCAGAUAAACUGGAAAACCGAGGGAGAAUGCUCAGAAGCUCUAAACCUAAAGACUUUAAAACUGAAGAGGAGCUCCUGUCUUACAUACAUGAAAAUUACCAAAAGACUGUGGCCACAGGAGAAAUCAUGUUGCAUUCAUGCGCUCGGAAUAUGAUCUCCACCAUUAAAGCAUUCCUGAAGUCCAAAGGCACCAAGGAAUUAGAAAUGAAUUGCCUGAAUCAGGUAAAAAAUUGCCUCUUAAAAACUAGCAAAAGUCUUCGACAGGAUCUGGGCAAAAAACUGGAUGAAGAUAAAGUCAGAGAGUGCCGGCUGCAGGUAUUCCUUCGUCUGGAGAUGUGUCUGCAGUGCCCUUCCCUACGUGAAAGUGGAGACGAUAUGGAGCAGGUGGUGAAGGAGGUGACGGAUUUGCUGCGCGUGGUGUGUUUAACUGAGGAUUCGGCGUACCUCGCAAAGUUUCUGGAAGAAAUUUUGGGAUUGUAUAUCGACUCCAUCCCGAAGACGCUGGGAGCUCUUUACGACAGCCUGGGCUUUAUGAUCCCUCAGAAGCUAGCGGGUGUCCUUCCUCUGGACUUUUUCAGUGAUGACUCUGUGACACAAGAGAGCGGAUCCCCGCUUCUUUCUGUGCCUCUCGUGUCCAGUGCUCCGCGAUCGGUGUCGGGCGGCACUGAAUCUGACCUGCUGGAGGAGCUUCGUACCAGAUCGGCCAAGAAGAGAAGGAAAAAUGCGUUAAUAAGACAUAAAAGCAUUGCAGAGGUUUCGCAGAAUCUUCGACAAAUUGAAAUUCCCAAAGCGUCCAAGAGAGCUACAAAACAAGAGAGCUCUCGCGUCACUCUUCCGCAGCCUGCACCCCUGGUGAAGGAUACAGUGCAAGAAGUGACCAAAGUUCGAAGAAAUCUCUUCAACCAGGAAAUGAUUUCUCCUUCAAAGAGAUCGGCAAAGCGGGGGUUGCCUAGAAGCCAUUCUGUGUCGGCUGUGGAAGGUCUGGAGUAUAAACCUGACAACUUGAAGAAGCCCAAAGGUUACCACAAGCUGCUGACUAAGAGUGUGGCUGAGACUCCAGUACAUAAGCAGGUCUCCCGAAGGCUUCUUCACAGACAGAUCAAGGGCAGGUCCUCCGAGCCUGGUCCUGAUAUUGACGUUGUCGAAGAGUCCCCGGAAAAAGGAGCAGACGAAAUAGGCCUGAGACGAAGUCCUCGCAUCAAGCAGCUGUCGCUCAGCAGGACAAAUUCUGGUUCCUUCUAUUCUGUGUCUCAGCCCAAGUCUCGAAGUGUGCAGAGAGUUCACUCGUUUCAGCACAACAAGUCAGACCAAAGAGAAAACUGUCCAAACCGAAGUAUUCGUUCUCCCAAGAGCCUGCUUUUUGGGGCUUUGUGUGGUAUGGCCAGUCCCUCAGAAAAGGGUUCAGCUCGGCCUCAGAGGACUUCAAGGAGCACAUUGGGUUCUGAGAUACCUACAGCUUAUCAGACUCCUAAGAAGAGUUACCAGAAGUCUCCAAGCUCUUCUAAAGCGACACCUAGGUUUCCUCGUUCGCCACGAACUCCACUGUGCACCCCCGAAAGCCGGCAGAGACCCCCUACCGAAGUGACCCCUGCCAAACAGGCCGUUUUCAAGGAGUCCUUAAAAGACUCCUCACAGGACUGGGAUUCACCAUCUCAACCAGCAGUCACUCCUCAGCGAGGCCGCUCCCCUCUUGAAAAGAUCCCCAGAACCCCCAGGAGGCCAGGUGGUCAGCCCGCUGGGAUUCCGCAGAAGUCUACGUGGCCACUCUCGGCCAACUCCAGUCCAGAAAGUGCCCCCUGCCCUGCAGCCCCCAGCGGGAGCGCGGGUCCCGGGCCUGCCGGCUCCUCUCCGCAAGCAGCGGCCUCGGGGGCGCGGAGAGAGACACCUCCAGAGCAAGAGCACUGCGGUCCCCGGGGCUCCGGGCCCCCCCAGGCCGGGGAGCUAGCGCAGAAGGGGAAGGAGAAAACCGCCUCGGCCCCCAGCACGCCGGAGGGCACGAGUCUGGUUUCUCCCCCUCCUCCGGAGAAGCCUUGCGCCUUUCCCUCCGCCGACGUCUCCAAGACCAGUCCCUUUCGGAAGUUUUUGAUAGCCCCUCCUCCCCCCGGAGAACCGGACAGGAGCGAGCCCUGGAACGCCCCCCGUGGAGCCUCGCCUCUCUCGGGUCCUGCGCCCUCCACGCCACCUGGAACCCCGCAGAGUGCCCAGCCUGCCCCCGCGCCCCCUCUGCCCCCUUCUAAAGCUGGGAAAAGGCCCAGAGAGGCCUCUGAUCUUAAAAGCAGCUUCCGGGAGCGCCAGCCCAGCGCCUUUGCGGCUCCCAGAGCUGCCACCACAGACGCCAGAGAGAACCAGAAGGAAGAGCCCCUCUCUCCUCCUCCGUCCCCCGAAGGACACAGGCUCUGGAGGGACUGGCGGCUGUCUUCUCCCCUGCCACUGGCGCGUGACUCGGAGUAUCUCACUCUCCUGGAUGAAGCGGAGCUCAACGACGCUGAUGGCUUGAAAUGUGACGUGGCCCCAAUGGGAGAAGACGAGAGGUCGAGGACGGGGGUUGCCGAGGAGAAGUCUCCGGCGAGCCCUGGGGUUCGUCCAUCCCCGCCUGCCCGCGGGCCCGGCUCUCCCCCAACCCCCUCCUACGCCCUGCGCUGCACGGCCGACAGGAGGCAGCGCCAGGCCGCCGCGCAGCUGGAGAACCUGCAGGCGUUGGCUCGGCUUCCAGAAGCCCCUGCCAGCCCGCAGGCCUACGAGGUCGAGCUGGAGAUGCAAGCUUCCGGCCUGCCCAAGCUCCGCAUUAAAAAGAUCGACCCCGGCUGUCUGUGCGAAGCUGAGCCCCUCCGACAGGCGGGGGGCUCCCUGGGGGACGCGAGCUCCCUCCCCGGUCUCGGCCCACCCCGGGCUGGCAGGUCCUCAGGAAGACCCGAAGCCACCUACGUGUCCCCGCCCUGCCUUCGCCCCUCGCACAGCACCCCUGGCAAGAGCGGGGGACAGACGUACAUCUGCCAGUCCUGUACCCCCACCCGCUGCCCCUCUAGCACCCCCUCUCCGUUUCAGACGGACGGCGGUGUUCCCUGGACCCCGUCUCCCAAGCACAGCGGGAAGACCCCUCCGGACAGCAUCAGAGACUGGCCCCGGAGGAAGCGGGCCGCGGGCGGCAGCUCCGCUAGGAGGGGCGAGGUUGGCGCCGACCUACCUGCAGGGGUGUCCCUGCUCGAGCCAGAGAGGAGAGAGUCCAGCCCUGAGCUCAGCAUCAGCAGGACUCCCCUCUUGGGAGAUUUCGAGCUCGAGGGGGUGUGCCAGCUGCCAGACCAGUCACCUCCCCGGGACAGCACGCCGAAGGCCGAGGAAGCCUGCUCCUGGGGCCAGUUUGGGUUGGGUUCCAGGAAGAGGCUCCUUCCUGCCGAGGAGGAAACAGAGUGUCAGGCAAAAAGAGUGUGUGAUGGGCUGAGAGGAGAGAGCGAACUCUGCGCGAGCGAGGAGAGGUCUCCGGGCACAAGAGCACCGCCCCUGCCCUCCCCGGGGGACGACGAGGUGUUCGUGCCAGGCUCGACGCCCCCUGCCGCCUGUGCCGUGCGGAGCGGCCUCUCCGCCAGCGGGCUGCAGGCCCUGACCGGGUCUCCGCUGCUGCUCCAGGGCCGAACGCCUUCCUCUCGCUGCCCCGAAGCCAGAGGUGCGGACGCGGAGCUCUGCCCCGCCACAGCCGAGGACUCUCCCUUCAGCCGGGCCUUCUCCAGGAGGCGCCUGGUCGGCAGAACUUACACACGGAAGAAGCUGAUCAGCUAGUGAGGAGGGAGCUGGCCGGGGACUUCCACCCUCAAACACUACGGAGCGUGGCCGGAGCCCCUGGGUCCCCGGCACCGAGGACAGGCUGGGAAGUCCGGGGGGCUCUUACCAUAAGGAAUUCUUCGCCCAGAAGCUCACUGCAUGCGGGCCUGACUGCUCUACCGCCUGUGGAACCCUGGGCCUGCCGCGCAGAAACGGGCCUAACCAGGGCUCGGUGGGACCGAGCGAGUUCAGAAGCUGAGGAUGAAGUCAGCCAGGUCCCCAGGCUGUCCCAAGGGUGGUCAGCUAUCAGAUCCCCCCAACCGUGCCUUAGGGUUUGUACUCCCCUCCCACACUGUGCCCCAACCCACCACCCCUGCCCCUUGUUGGGGGGCGGAAGUUAGGCCACAUGGAAGCGUAAGGCCAGGCGCUCAUUCCCGCCCUGGCCUCCGAGAGACCAAGGCAAGUCAGUUCCCCACCCCAGCCCCUUCAUGGAUCCUUCACGAAGCUGCCCUUGGGCUGGGACCCCAGCGGCAGGGCUCAUGAGCGAGAGCAUCACCCCCAAGCUGAAGGCUCUGUGUCUGACAGCAGAAUAAAGUCCUCUCUGACUACUCAGCACUUCUGUUCCCUCACUGGGGCCAAGCUCUAACGGUUCCUGGAGCAGCCACCGCCCCAAGUCUGCCCUGACAGUGCCCGCCCGUCCUCACCAUGAGCGGGGGGAACCUGAGUCCCACAGCGGCCUCGUGCGUUCCAAGGAGUAGCUGGCGGGGCCCUGGCCCGAAGUUCUGCACCAGCCCUGCGGUCGCAAAGGCUUUCACCCCUGUGGUGUCCUCAGCUCUGAUGCUAGCGUCUUGUAAAUCAAACCAAGUAAAAACUCCCGUUCUUCCCUUCA